UAUAUUUUUAAAGUGGCACACGUAUAACACAAUUUCACGUCUCGAGGUUGUGAAAGACAGAAUUCAGUCGAUUACAUCGCUAAGUACAUAUUUUCUGUAAAUUUAACGGGAGUGAGAAGACUAUUAAAUCUGUAUUGAGGAAACUUUGAAUAGUAAUGGGUGACGUUCCUGGGCCGUCUUCAGCUCCUUACUUCAAUCAAAGGAAAGCAACAGAGAACUUCUCCCGUCUGUGUCAGCUGAUCAUGACGAUCUGUAGCGACUUGUUCAGGGACAUUCUAAGUCGUUACAUCAAACCAGCUGACCUUAGGUCGGAGCUGGACAACAACAGAAAUAGGCUGGAGAGAAUUAUGAAUGCUCAACAAAAAGAACAAAUCUAUACGGCGUCCGGUUCAGUAACUUUGACUGCUAAAGACCUGGACAUCUCUGUAUUAUAUAUCAUAUUGAGGAAUAUCUGUAACAUACCCAAACAUCGAGCCGGGUGGGGAAAUCCUCCUCUAAAUGGUGAUAAAAGAUUAUCGGCCUGCAUAGAAAGGAUCAGGAUCCAGAGAAAUUUAAUCUCCGCUCAUUCUGUCACUGCUGCUGUGGAUGACCUAAUGUUUCAAGAGUACUGGGACGUACUCAAAGACGCCAUCAUAGAAAUUGAAAAACAGUCUGUCGGUGGGGAUAUGUAUGAGAGAGGCGUAAACGAGUUAUUAUCUUGUGAUCUGAACCCAGGAAGAUCCAAGCUGUAUGUUGAAGAAUUCAAGAAAAUACAAGAAAAUAUGCAGAUAAAACAAGAGAGAAUUGAACGCCUUGAAAGUAAAACAAGGACAGCAAAACACCAGUUGGCUGUCAAGAAAAUGAAAAUUACCAGAGUAGAACAAACCAACACACUGCUUCAUCAAAGGAUGCAUGAUAACAAGAGGUACAUUGAUGAUCAGCUACCUUUAAAACUUCAAGAACAUGAACAGAUACUUCUCUCAGCCAUACAAGGAAUUAUUACAGAAGAGUCAAAAAAGUUACAAGAUGAGUUUAAGAAACACAAACAGGAAGUGCAAGAUGAGUUGAAGAAAAACAAGCAGGAUAUCCAAGAAGAGUUAAAGAAACACAAGCAGGAAAUACAAGAUGAAUUUAAGCAACACAAACAGGAAGUGAAAGGUCCUCAGGCAGCAUCUCACCAAACCAAGAUCCCUAGCCCCACCGUAGCUGGAUUUGAUGAGUCCACAACUGGUCAGAUACGACUGGAUGCAUGGUCUUCAAGUGGUACAGGAAACCAUGUAAAGACUGAAGAUAAACAACUGUCUUCCUGCCAAUUCUCCUCAGCUACUAGUGACACUUCUCCCCUACCAGAGAGGCACAGGACCUCACCCCCUCGACGGGCCUCCCCACACCCUCCACCACCUUUGAUCCACACCGGCAAUUUACAGAGCAAUAAUACCCAAAGUCCUUCCCAGGGGAAACAGAUGCCUGAGAGUAAAGAUGACGACCCUAAUGAGGACUACUGUGCUGUUUGUCAAAUUGGAGGGUACCUGCUGUGCUGUGACAAGUGCCGCAAGGUGUAUCAUCUCAAGUGUCACAUCCCAGAACUUAAAGAAUGCCCAAGUGAUGAGUGGCAGUGUACUUUAUGUACAAAGGCUGAUGACAUGGUGUUGAGCAAGAUUGAAAAGAAAGACUUUACAAUGGGUCCAGGAAAAAGAAAGGCACCGUCAGGACUUACAGAGAAAGAAUUAAAGGCUUGUGAACGGAUCCUCUUAGAGCUGUACACCAAUAAAGACAGUGCUGUGUUUCAUGAACCUGUUCAUAAAUUGGUACCAAACUAUUACAAAAUCAUAACCAGACCAAUAGAUUUCUCCAAGAUACGAUCUAAGCUUCAAAGACAGAAUCUCAACCACUAUAAUACAGUAGAGGAAUUCCUGAGUGAUUGUAAACUGGUCUUCAAGAACUGUGCUACUUACAAUUCGGUUGGAACUCCAAUAUAUGACCAGGGGAAAAUGCUGGAUGAAGAGUUUGAGCGUCUGGUACAGAAGUUUUUGCCGUGUUAUUUUGAUAUACUGGAUGACCUUGACACCAGGACAGACACGCCUGUGAGUGACGCGUCGGACAGGGGACCUAGAGAGAAGAAAUAGAAGAAGCGAUAUGAGGAUGAUCCUGACGCCUUGCCCCUCCAUAUUCACUGAUACCGUGUCACAUAGGGUUUUAAAUGGAUUGUAAUUAUGUUUUUUGAUGCCACUGUCUUAAUAGUCUUUGACAUUUAUCUGUUUAGGUGAAAAGUUGUUAUGAUCAAAAAUUUAAAUGAAAUGUAACAGAUUGGCCCAUUGAUAAUUAGAAAAAAAAUUGUUGAUUAAGAACUUUAUUAUGAAAAACCAGUAUUUUCCAAUCAACAUGAAGCAUGCUGCAGGGAAAGUAUUUUAUGAAGGCAACUAUUUUUCUAUUUUAUUAAUUUGUAGAUAGAUAAUUAUAAUAAUUUAUGUCUGUUAUUUUACUUUCCACUUCCCAAAACCAUAGACCCAUUAAGUGAUUGUAAAUUUUGUUUAUUGUUAGGAAAGUUUUGUGACAAUGCUUGCUUUAAUGUUAAAUAAGUUACAAAGUUUGUUUUUCAAGUGCAUUGCCUUGAUAUUUCUGUCGAGUUACUGGUCUUAAAAAAAAGAGUCGUACAUCAUGUAAAACCUCACAUUUUACAUAUUAUCAUUUUCAACACAUGUACAGUCAGAAAAUAAAUUUGUCAUUAAAGGUAUAGUGUCUUUUCCUGUGAGUGUUUUGUGUUGAGAUAACAAUUUUUUAAAUUUGGUCCCAUGAUGAUGAUAAAUAAAGAAUUUUUAAAAGAUCUUAUUUGAAGUUCAUUUGGCUGUGGUGUUAGGUUAGAAGUCUGUGUGAAAUUUUUAUGCCCCACCAUGGACAGGAAUAAAUUGUUUGUCAUGUUUGUUAGCUCACCUGAGCCGAAGGCUCAAUUGAGCUUUUCUGAUCACAUUUUGUCCGUCGUCCGUCCGUCUGUCUAGCUGUCCGUCCGUCUGUAAACUUUUCACAUUUUCGAUUUCUUCUCAAGAACCACUGGGCCAAUUUUGACCAAACCUGG
Molecule: messenger RNA, 3052 nt
Organism: Saccostrea cuccullata (small rock oyster)
Lineage: Eukaryota; Metazoa; Mollusca; Bivalvia; Ostreida; Ostreidae
Product: nucleosome-remodeling factor subunit BPTF-like
Exons: 20
Coding region: 156-2105 (649 amino acids)
Cellular component (GO): chromatin
Molecular function (GO): protein binding
Source: RefSeq, a predicted model, not a curated record